This is a messenger RNA of Stereum hirsutum FP-91666 SS1, 1833 nucleotides long. RefSeq lists its product as uncharacterized. NCBI's taxonomy places the organism in Eukaryota, Fungi, Basidiomycota, Agaricomycetes, Russulales, Stereaceae. The record is from RefSeq and is a predicted model, not a curated record. Bases 86 to 1564 code for a protein of 492 amino acids. The transcript has 2 exons.
CAUCAUACUCUUAGCUUGGCCGCAGUCUACACCAGUCUAAGCUUGAAUAUCUCAAUAACCCGACCUUUUAUACCCUACACACUCUAUGUCGAUGGCUCGUUCAUCCACAAUCGACCCAAAUGGUCGUCUUUUGGAGGAAUACGUCCAGGAUUCAUUCCAUAGCUAUCUCAAGUCAUCUUUGGCUCAAGCCAAGGCGGAACAUUUGCUGGAUGUAGAUAUGUUGAGCUCUGCUGAAGGCGACCUGAUGAUCACAGGGCCCGCCCUGUGUCUCUACUUUGCUGCACUUCGGUGCACCACCAACCCUCCGUCCGUUCCUCUCCCUCGCAAGAAUGCGAAACACAGCGGAGGUGAACCCGUACCCCAAAUGGAUUUGUCGCUAGACAACUGUCCACCCGCCUUCACCUCCUUUCUUGAGAUCUGGUCACAAGCUGUUCCAGACAUCCAAGCACUUCUUCCCGAACACCAACAUGACCUCGCCCGCAUCAUAUGCGGUCUCCCACCUAUCACUGUCCCACCAUCUUCACCGACCUACUCUUCCUCCUCUCCCGCUUCUUCCAUCUCUCAGAACCUGAACCGUAUAUCCGCCGACCUAAGGGCAGUCGCUAUCGAAAUUAGUCAACGACGAUCGUUCCAGGAACGAUACGGUGGCGACUUGCAGGCGGCUAUAGACACAGACGGAGGAGGAUCAGUCAAGGCGAAGGCCUCCUUCGUUCCACCACCCAUGUACACUCCUUCUCCGACUUCGUCUUUCUCCGGCUCUCUACCGCCUUCACCCGCCCCCGGCAUGCACACCUUCCCAUCGCAAGAUCCACCUCAGAGCCCUACCUAUGGAUCUCAUCUCGGUCCUCCUAGCCCCUCGUUCCCUGUCCCUUCGAUUCCGCAAGGCCCUUCGUAUGCAGGGCCCAGUAGCUCGUCAUCUCAUCAAUACCCCCAGCACGAAGGCUCUCACCAUCGUGACCGCACGCCCUCUAUCCUGGGCGCUAACUCUCCCGCUAUCGAACUCAUCCGUGAAACACUGUACGCUGCGCUCGGCGAUGUCCUAGAAGCGACGCCUUCCCUCCGUUCACUCCUUCGGACAGACCCUCCCCGCGCUUACUACGCCUCCGUCGCACUUUCCAUCCUUCGUAUGUCGACUACGAACGUCACAGAAGAGGGUACGCUGAUCGGCGUGUUGGGACAAGAGAUGAAGAUCGAGGCCGCGCCCGCAGAGAUCCGACCUUUCGUCCGCGAGUUCGCAGACAUCGGUCGGACCGCACACAUGGUCGAGGAGGAGGACACGACGGAAGUUGUUCGAUUACUCGAGGCAGGCAAGACGGAGCUUCCGGAACCUCGUAUCGACAGGGUCAGAGAGAUCUUGGAGAGAGGCGUGGGGCAUCAUAAUUCGAGACCGCCGAGGGAUGGGGCGGGGGGUGGGGGAGGGAGUGGGAGGAGGAGCACGGAGGGGCGAGCGGUGGCAUUUGCGAAUCGGAUUAAUGCGCUGGCGUUGGGGAUGACGAAGUUGAGGGCGUUCAGGGAGAGGCAGAAUGAUGUGUUCAAGGUAUUGGCUGGUGUCGGAGCUUCGUAGUCGUUUGGGGUUGUGGACGUGGUGGCUGAUUUCCGUGGCCUAUCUGCUCUUUGCUGCUCACUUGAUAUAGACUCGCAAUGAACACGAGAAGAUCUACGCGGCCGUAUCUAUUUAUGCUAUUUACAAUCGUGUAUUUGAAUAGCGUCCAUCUACGAUUAACCUACUGCUCUUUUACUUGCUUGAUAGUCUGAUAGCCUUUACUGUAUUGUGACGGUCCUCGGUGUAUUGAACUGAACAUACAAAUUGUUGUAUAACAUAUGGUGUACCCG